This is a messenger RNA of Colletotrichum karsti, 609 nucleotides long. RefSeq names its product ARP2/3 complex 16 kDa subunit. Gene Ontology annotation, biological process: Arp2/3 complex-mediated actin nucleation; regulation of actin filament polymerization. The transcript is spliced from 2 exons. Lineage: Eukaryota; Fungi; Ascomycota; Sordariomycetes; Glomerellales; Glomerellaceae. Gene Ontology annotation, molecular function: actin filament binding. The coding region runs from base 1 to 609 and encodes 202 amino acids. Gene Ontology annotation, cellular component: Arp2/3 protein complex; actin cytoskeleton; cytoplasm. The record is from RefSeq and is a predicted model, not a curated record.
AUGUCCAUCAUCCAGCAGCACACUGCCGAGUCGCUCAGCGACGCCUGGCGCACCAUCAACAUCGACGCCCUGCAGGAGGACUCGCCGCUCAACUUCGACACGUCGACGCUGCGCCCGCCCCAGCCCGAGAUCGACGAGGCCGAGGUCCGCGGCCUGGCGGGCCAGGUCAGGCAGCUGCUCCGCGGCGGUGACGCCGAGGGCGCGCUGAGGGGGUGCUUGGAGUUUCCGGUCUACAACGGCGCCGACGCGGCCAAGGACGCCCACCUCGCGACCAUCACCGAGGUCCUCCAGUCCAUCAAGGCCUCCGAGAUGACGCCGCUGCUCAAGUCCAUCUACGGCUCCCCCGGCGGCCCGGAGCUGCUCGACGUGCUGAUGAAGUACAUCUACAAGGGCAUGGCGGGCUCCUCGGGCGGUUCGGGGCUCAGGUCGCCGCCGCCGUCGCAGGCCGCGGCGCCCGGCGGGUUCAGCCAGAUCGGGGGACGACCGGGCGGCGCGAACGAGAACGUCGGCAGCGCGAUGAGCGUGAUGCUCAGCUGGCACGAGAAGGUCGUCGACGUGGCCGGGCUGGGAUCGAUUGGUCGUGUCAUGACGGAUUGGAGACGGGUUUGA